Alternaria postmessia is the source of this 1113-nucleotide messenger RNA. RefSeq lists its product as uncharacterized. Bases 1 to 1113 code for a protein of 370 amino acids. The record is from RefSeq and is a predicted model, not a curated record. Gene Ontology annotation, cellular component: Golgi apparatus. Gene Ontology annotation, biological process: Golgi organization. Gene Ontology annotation, molecular function: protein binding. NCBI's taxonomy places the organism in Eukaryota, Fungi, Ascomycota, Dothideomycetes, Pleosporales, Pleosporaceae. The transcript has 3 exons.
AUGUCUAUGUUCGGGGCGCUAAAUCGCUUCAUAUCGCGAUUAGACGCUGCACCCCUCAACGAGGAGCAGCAGUCUGCUACCAAUGGCGCAUACGGAUUCCAGGUGCUGAGAAAUGCCAAUCCAGAAGUACCUCUAGAGCCAUGGUUUGAUUUUGUCAUUGGAAUCAAUGGGCGAACUAUUGAUAACCCCGACCCAAGCCUCUUUGCGACAGAGGUACGGAACUGUGCUGGCACAACAAUUAGUCUGGGCGUAUUCAGUGCGAAGGGCCAAAAGAUCCGGGAAGUCUAUCUACAGAUCCCCGCAAACCAGCCUACACUAGGCAUCUCCCUGCAAUGGUCCCCACUUGCCAUCGCAGAAGACGUCUGGCACAUCCUAGACGUAGCUCCCAAUUCACCCGCUGAUGCCGCGGGGUUGCUACCCUACGGUGAUUACGUCAUCGGCAGUCCCGAAGGGCUUGUGCGCGGCGAAUCCGGCUUGGGUGAGCUUGUUGAAGACUUCAUGAACAGGCCGUUGAGACUAUACGUGUAUAACCAUGAAUACAACGUCACCCGACCUGUUACCAUCACGCCAACACGUAACUGGGGCGGUGAGGGUGCGUUGGGCUGUGUUCUGGGCUUUGGGGCUUUGCAUCGUAUUCCAGCGGGGCUGGACGAGCCGCCGCCAGCGCCUGGGGAGACGUUCUUCUCCACGGGCGAUGCUAGUGGGGCUACCUCGUUCGACGAGAAACGCCCUUUGACGGGCACCGCUGAUUUCUCUGCUGUUCAGCCCCAGGGUGCACCGGCUGAAUUGUUUGUACCAGCCAAUAUGGCGCUACCGUCGGUCUCUCCACCGCCUCAGGGCACGGUGCCGCCUCCAAAGAGGAAAGGCAGAGCGCACCAUGUGGCUAGCCCCGCAGAUGGCGGUGGUGGUGUCCUGGACGACUACUUCAAAGAAGGCGAGCAGAAGAGUCUAGAGCAAGAUUAUGCACCAAAGAAGACCAGUGGUGUCCCUCCGCCUCCGAAGGCUGGCGGUCCGCCAAGAGGUCCGCCCAAGAGUGGUAGUGCGAGCAGGACAGGCACACCAGUCCAAAGCGAUGGCAAUGCGGAGGGUACAGCAGACCCAGAAGCAGCAUAA